Messenger RNA from Rana temporaria (common frog), 3285 nucleotides. Its product is annotated as cadherin-related family member 5-like. The transcript is spliced from 17 exons. Gene Ontology annotation, molecular function: calcium ion binding. Gene Ontology annotation, cellular component: membrane. Gene Ontology annotation, biological process: homophilic cell-cell adhesion. The record is from RefSeq and is a predicted model, not a curated record. Bases 283 to 2559 code for a protein of 758 amino acids. NCBI's taxonomy places the organism in Eukaryota, Metazoa, Chordata, Amphibia, Anura, Ranidae.
CUCCUCUCUUUCUUAGCAGAUGUUCUUCCCUCCCCAUGUUGGUAUUACUAUAAGCUCUCUGAUGAGCUGUAUCUCCUUUCUUCUGCUUCCCUUUUACAGGCCACCAGCUCUACUAAAAGGCCAGGCUGACCCCCAACCUGAAUAUGGGCACAAUCACCUCGUAACUACAUCGAGCCAUGCCAGGACUACGGAGAGGCCGACACAUUUACCCAACAAGUUAGAAAGUGUUGACUUCUGAGCAGAGCUUGGAAGUUUUGCACUGGAGAUCAGAACACUGUGGCCAUGCUUCCCUCAGCCGAAAUCCUAUUAUUGACAGUCGGCCUUACUUUCCAAAUGACUUCAGGAGAUCAGUGCUCUAGUGGUAGUAACAUCUUCACAGAGAUCCUAGAAAACAGUCCUAAUGGGACAUUUGUGGCUAAUCUUAGCAUGUUCGGGGACCCCGUGACCAGCACAGUAAAGCUCUGUCUGAGUGGUACGGACGCUGACUGGUUUUACUUGGAUGGGAAGAACGUUUGGCUCAAUGUGUCAUCAGGAAAAACUCUAGAUCGAGAGGCAAUGAAUUCCUCAGUUCUCCUAGUUACUUUAUCCUGCUCUGAAGAAGGAUAUCCUACGGUCCAGUAUAGGAUAAUAGUCCAAGUCCUAAAUGAAAACGACAAUAAGCCAACUUUUUUAGAAGAAUCAAUAUUACCACACAACAUCAGUGAGCUGGCAGACAUAGAUUCGGUAGUAUUUACUGCAAAAGCUGUGGAUCGGGAUGGAGAUACGUUAAUGUAUGUCAUUGACCGAACUAUGGGUGACUACAAAUACUUUCACAUGGAUCUCCCAAACAACGGCAAAGUAUUGCUAUCCCGUCCUCUGGAUUUUGAAAGUAUUCAACAACUGGAGGUUUUUAUUCAUGCUGUGGAGAUGACAACCAGAGAACGUCAGCGCACUACAGUUAAAGUGCGGGUCAUGGUGCUGGAUGGAGAUGACCAAUAUCCACAAUUCCUCCCAUGUAACUUCAUGUCUCAUGAUGGUCUUAGUGUCUGUGUUAGCCCUACAUACUUGGUCAACAUCACAACAGAAAAGGAGCCAACAGGGCCCCUUAUCUUCUCUCCUGGACCUAUAUUUGCUGAAGAUGGUGACAAAGGAAUCAUGGCUCCCAUCUCCUAUUCCCUGCUGUCAGGUCCUGACAGUGAAAAAUUCCAGAUUGAUAAUGUGACUGGGUCCGUGUUCUUUACUCACACCCUGGAGAGCAAUCUUGCCCCUAUAACCUUUAAUCUGAAGGUUAUGGCCUCACAGGUUGGCGAUUCCAGAAAAUACUCAUUGGCUGAAGUACUGGUACGACUGCUGGCAGCAAAUAAGCAUUCACCACGGUUUGUUGUUACCCAGUACCAAGGAUUUGUUCAGGAAGAUAACAAUCCCGCAGCCCUUGUCAGCACUUACAAUGGACGUGUGCUCUCUGUUAUACCUUCAGAUGAAGAUUUCCCAAAUGGAACCAAUCCUCAGAUUCAUCUCAGCCUAGCCUCACAGUCUAAUCAUAGUCAGCUAUUUCACAUAACAGAAAGUGGUCUGCUCAUAGCCAGAGCAAACCAACUGAAAGUAAUGGAAACCUAUCCUCUAAAGAUAAUUGCAAGAGAUGAAGAAUCUGGGGAAAUAGCAAACUGCACAGUGAUCGUAAAGGUCUUGGCUCAUGGGCAAGCAGCACCUCGGGAUCCAUCAGAGCCAAAAGCCAUGUUCACUCUGCCAGACUUUCCGAUGAUAGGUGCUGGACUUGGGUUUUUUGGGAUAGUGUUUGGGUUGUUGCUGUUCCUUUUAAUAAGAAUUGUGAAGAAUCGUCGACAACAACAGCAACAGAUGAGCCAAACUUCACUUGUCACAGAGAAGCAUCCUAGUGUGAGCUUGAAAUGGUUUCAGACAGUAAAUACCAGUAAAUCUUCACCACAGCGAGCAGAGAAAGGCUACCAAAAUGCAGCUUACAGUGAGAGCCCUGAUGAUGUGAAGACUUGUGAAGAGCAAGAUAAGGGGAUGUCACCUAGCAAACAAAGCAAAAUAAAAGAGUUAGGAAAGGCAGACGGGAACUCAAGCAAGCAGCAAAAAAGGACGCCAGCUGUAGCUGUGAUUUCACCUGGAAACCAGUGUCAUGGAAGCUCUCCAUGCAAAAACAAACAACAAGAAUUGUCAGCUGAGCCUUUGAAUAGAAAUCAAUGUACCCACCAGGAAGCCACCCCAACAAAGGAACUUCAAUCAAAGAAAGUUGCGAUUACCCAAGCCCUAGUGGUCACUGAGGAAGUGGACAGCAGUGACCAGAAGCCUCCACUAGAUGAUGACCUCAAUAGCUGUAUUCAGGCAAUUAAUGAUGCAACCACUGAUGCCAGUGAGCAAGUAUCAGAGAACCAGGAUACCUCAGAAAUAUGGCCUGAACCCCCACAACUAUCCCGGCUCCCCAUUGUUGUAGAAGUGAAUGAGGAAGUGACAGUACGCGACAGAGAACUGAAUGCUCAAACUCCACCAAUGGGCAGUGAGAUUAUCACUCCUGGCUCUCUCAUGCAGUUAAUGGAAGACUCAAUUGAAUGUUAAUCCCUUUAAGCCUCAUGCCUAAAAGAAAAGAAAUGGAUAAUCCGAUUUAUUGUUGUGGACAACAAGGCAUGAGGCUGGAAACCAUGCCUUGGUACCGUCCAACCCUGUUGGGAAUUUAAGGCUAAUAUUGUUGUGUGAACUAUAAUAGGAUCUGGUCUGAUAAACAUUACCCUUUUUAUACUUGUCCAGGACAAUUUUCAUUAAUCAGUGAUGGUGGAGGGUCAUAUCAAUGAAUAGCUCAGUCUACACGUGCAUUACUGUAUUAGCUGCACCAAUCUCACUCCUGUACUAACUGCAAACAUACAAACUGCUAUCAGUAGUUGUGGAGUCUGCUUUGUGUUAUAAAAUACAGCAGAUUAUGUAUAUCACCAAGACCCUGUUUCACAUUAAAGCUGUAAAAACUGUUUGUAAGAGGAAUGUGCAUGUGUAACAUAUGUGUCAGAUAACACCAGUUUUCACAAUGCAUGAAUUGCCUGAUAUGUUUAUUUGUAUCGUGAAAGUCCAGUGACGAAUGAAGCAAACAUAAUGUUUCUUCGUAGUUAUCUUACUGCCUUUAAAACAUCUCCAUUUUGGUCUUGUCAUUUGGAGAUGGACAAUCAGUGCUGGGAUGUCAGGUUGCUGCCAAUUUGUGCCAAUGAGUUGGUAACUUUACUGACUGUCUGAUAAAAGUGUAAUGCCUGUUUAUCAUUUGUAUUAUCAAUAUAUAACACUAUUUUCACCUUGAAA